CGGGCCCAAUUUACAUGCGCCACUGAAUAUAGGGACCUUUGUAAGCGCCUGAGGACGGACAGAGGAAGCGAGACAGUGAAAGAGAGAGAAGAGAUCGAGAGACGAUCGGGACUGGGCGGCAGGGCAGGGAAGGGCAGGGUGGUCGCAAAGUGCAUUUGCUUCAGAAAGCGCAAGCAGGAAAAAAUGGUGUCGUGCUCUCAUCUUGUUGUUAUCCUUGCGGUCGUGGUUUCUGUUGCUGUUUUAGCAGAGGCAGAAUCACAGGGAGAAGCAACCGUUCACAUCGUGCACAUGGAGAAAGGUGAAACUCCGCUUGAUGAGAUUGAAGCUAAGCAUAUCGAGGUUCUUGCUUCAGUUUGCGGUGGCAGUCACGAGAAAGCAAAAGAGCUAGUGUUGUAUCAAUACAAGCACGGCAUGAGGGGUUUCUCUGCAAAGCUCACACCUGAACAAGUCACAGAGUUAUUAACCAAACCGGGAGUUAUCGCUGUCAAUAAACAAGGCGUGUCUCACAUCCAUGCUGGAGCAGUAACUACAGGCGGGGCUGCAAGUGCAGGAGUUAAUCUCGCAAGAAACGCUUGAAUCGCCGGUUAGACCACACAAGCGAAUAAGCUGUAAAUAUGCUACAUACGGCCCACCUGGGCUUCGUUUACCGAGAUCUGUAAAAUACUCCUGUAACGGUGUCAUCAUUAUUUUUUCCUAAAUUAUAAAGUUAUCGCAAAUAUCUCUGAGUUUUGCGAAAGUAAAUUAUAUUUUGUCAUCAAUUUUGCAUUUCUUAGUUCAGUUCAACUAAAUCCCUAAACCCAGGGUUGGGUUUAGGGGUUUAGUUUGUAGUUUCGCCUUUAAAAGCCUCCAUCUUGCUAAAUGCCCAGGCUCCUAUCCAAUGCAUUAUCUAUGAAACAGUAGGAAUUGAAUCUAGUUCACAGCGAAUUAGGCACAGCCCUUGGAUACUCCAGGAAUUUCACCUGCUUGACUACACCUUAAAAAUUCCGAAAACUGACCAGUCGACUUAUCAUGGCUUUGUUUUAACAAAGCGUAUUUUGAGUGGGACCCUGAACUCUGUGUAACUAGAAAGUACUAAGGAUAAAAUUUCCAAUCAAAUGAACUUCCAAGACCUAUCUUGUUUCGAGAGUUUUAAGAGGCUAGCUUGCGACGCGUGUAAUCUCCCGUUAUUAAAGUUGGGACCCAUUCGUCA
Molecule: messenger RNA, 1189 nt
Organism: Marchantia polymorpha subsp. ruderalis
Lineage: Eukaryota; Viridiplantae; Streptophyta; Marchantiopsida; Marchantiales; Marchantiaceae
Source: the annotation of a GenBank genome assembly